AUACUUUCGCGGGAUGUUUUAACACGUGAUAAAUGUUGUCAGCUGCAAACCAAACGAAUCAGAACCAAACGAAUCAGACAGCACCCAUCACCUUGUUUACAAGAAUUUAUAUCUGGUGGUUUGUGAAAGAUGUCCUCUCCAAGUAGCAGAGUAAGUACUCCUAGCACCAGGAGCAAACGAGGCCGUGGUGAUGAAAGUGCAAAUGGUACCCCCAGCAAGCGAGGACGUAGUAGUCAAGGCGAUAGCCCUGAACAUCCAGUUACACCCAGACGCUCGGGGCGAUCCACAGCGCAUGGAACUCCAUCCAGUAAAGCUGGCACUCCUCGUCGAAGCACACGCGGAAGUACCGCAACGUCACCCAAGGCCCCGUCAGAUAGACCUCUAGACUCCUCACCAGGGGGUGACUUACCUCCUAUGCCCUCCUCCCCUGCCUCAGGGGAGCCAGGACACGUUCAUGAUACUUCCCUCUUCUCCAGCCCUGGGGGCGCUAGACCAGGUAUAAGUGAGCUUGAUAUGAGUUCCCCUCUGAACUAUGGCACUCCUAGUUCAUCACGCCUUGGAAGCACACCAGGACGCAGUGUUGGUACUCCCAUCCGUCCAAGGAGCGACAUCCGUAGUGACAGGAAGAUUAGGCAAGUUAACUUGGGCUCGGAUCAAUCGGGUGAGCCAGCUACCGAGCCAACUGGAGCAGUGACCAGUGACCAACCCGCCGGUCAGCAGAUGGUCAUCUGGGGAACCAAUGUGGUUGUCACGGAAACCAAAGAUAAAUUUCAGCGAUUUGUUGAGCGUUUCAUCGAUCAUGAUGCUGACCCUUCUGAAGGCAUCAAUCCUCAUGAACCAAUCUAUUUGCAGAAAUUAGAAGAGAUCCAAACCCUUGAGUUGCCAUUUUUGAAUGUGAACUGUAAGCACAUGAAGGACUUUGAUGUGGACCUCUACAACCAGCUGGUCACCUACCCACAGGAAGUGAUUCAGAUCUUUGACAUGGCCGCCAACGAGAUGUUCUUUGAGCGUUAUCCGGACACAAACCUUGAGCAUCAGGUCCAGGUCCGGACCUUCAAUGCAGAGAAGACCAAGAACAUGAGGUCCCUGAACCCUGAAGAUAUCGACCAGCUGAUCACCAUCACUGGAAUGGUCAUCCGUACCUCCCAGCUCAUUCCCGAGAUGCGCGAAGCGUUUUUCCGUUGCCACGUCUGCUCCUACACCCAGAGUGUGGAGAUUGACCGCGGUCGUAUCGGCGAGCCGGCCGUCUGCCGAGGCUGCCAGACCAAGUACAGCAUGGCGCUCAUCCACAAUAGAUCGCAGUUCUCGGACAAGCAGAUGGUUAAACUCCAGGAAUCACCAGAUGACAUGCCUGCCGGUCAGACCCCACACACCGUCGUCCUCUAUGCCCACAACGAUCUUGUAGACUUUGUAUCGCCCGGUGACAGGGUGUCGGUGACCGGUAUCUACCGUGCUACCCCUCUCCGCGUGAACCCCAAUCAACGCAAUGUCAAGGCUGUGUACAAGACCUACAUUGAUGUCAUCCAGUUCUGCAAGGAUGAUGCGGAGAGGCUACAUGAGAAUGUAGAUGAUGGUGAUGGUAAACAAACUUUCACAGAGGAGCGAAAGGAAGAGCUCAUCAAUCUCUCCAAGACAUCAGAUAUCUACAACAGACUUGCUCGAGCACUAGCACCAAGUAUUUAUGAGAAUGAAGACAUCAAGAAAGGAAUCCUCUGUCAAUUGUUUGGAUCAGCCAAGAAAGAUUUCUCUGAGGCAGGAAGAGGCAAUUUCAGGUCCGAUAUCAACAUUCUCCUAUGUGGAGAUCCUGGUACCAGUAAGUCACAGCUGCUUCAGUAUGUACAUCGUUUGGUCCCUAGAGGGCAGUAUACAUCAGGCAAGGGGUCGAGCGCUGUCGGUCUGACUGCCUACGUCACAAAGGAUCCGGAGACGAGGCAACUGGUUUUACAAACUGGAGCCCUAGUACUCAGUGAUAAUGGAAUCUGUUGCAUCGAUGAAUUUGACAAGAUGAACGACAGUACAAGAUCUGUUUUACAUGAAGUUAUGGAGCAACAGACACUCUCAAUCGCCAAGGCUGGGAUCAUCUGUUCUCUGAAUGCCCGUACAUCCAUCUUGGCCGCUGCUAACCCUGUGGACUCGCAGUGGAACCCUAAGAAGACUAUUAUUGAUAACAUUCAGCUCCCUCAUACCCUCCUCUCAAGGUUUGACCUAAUCUUCUUGAUGCUAGAUCCUCAGAAUGAGAUCUUCGAUCGUCGCCUUGCCAACCAUCUUGUUUCCCUUUAUCAUCAAGGAGGCCAAGAAACAGAGGAGGAAUUCAUGGACAUGAGCCUGCUGAGGGACUACAUUUCUUACGCGCGGACCUACGUCCAACCCAACCUCGGUGAUGAGGCUAGUCAGCUCCUCAUCCAAGCCUACGUAGAAAUGAGGAAGAUCGGCAGUGCCAAGGGAAUGGUGUCCGCGUAUCCUAGGCAACUGGAAUCGCUGAUAAGGCUGUCCGAGGCACACGCUCGCAUGAGGUUCUCUAAGGAGGUGGAGAGAGAGGAUGUUCACGAGGCUAAGAGGCUCCACUACGAGGCCCUGAAGCAGGCUGCCUUUGACCCGAGAGACGGAACCAUCAACGUUGACAUCCUAGCCACCGGUGUUAGUAACACGGCCCGUAAGCAGCAGCAAGAAUGUGCUAGCGCCCUCAAGAAGCACAUCGAAGCAAAAGGCAAGGUCGUCAUGCUCAAGUAUCAUCAGCUUUACGAAGAGUUCAGACAGUCAUCAGAUCUGUCAGUUAAAUGUCACUCAAGUGAGUGUUUCCUAGAAGUCUGUCAUGCAUUGGUUCACUUUAAUAAGUAUGAUUUAUGAUUUAUAUGUAAAUUGCUGUAUCUAAUCUUAUCUCUCAAUUACCCCCUUAUUUCCUGUGCAGCCAAUUACAAGAGAUAUGUUUGAUGGAGCACUGAGAGUUCUACAGGACCAGGACUUCUGUAUCAAGACCAACAAAACCAUCAGGAUUAUCUAAAACUAGAAUUGGAUGGACCAAGACUUCUGUAUCAAGACCAACAAAACCAUCGGAAAUUCUGGAUUAUCUAAAACUAGAAUUGGAUGGACCAAGACUCCUGUAUCAAGACCAACAAAACCAUCGGGAUUAUCUAAAACUAGAAUUGGAUGGACCAAGACUUCUGUAUCAAGACCAACAAAACCAUUGGGAUUAUCUAAAACUAGAAUUGGAUGGACCAAGACUUUUGUGUUAAGACCAUCAUGAUCUUCUAAAAUCUAGACUUUGAUGGAUCCUUUAUUGCUCAGGACCUGAACUCUGAUGUAAAAAAAAAAAUCUGGACACAUUAUUUCAUCAAAUCUUCGACAACAGCUCUGCAUUGAGAUAGGAAACAACCAUAAAACACAUCUUUUUAAAAUUUCCUGUUAACAAAAUGUAAAAAGAAAAAUCAUAUACAUUAUGAUAUUGAUAUUAUUUUCUGAAUGGUGGUUAUUCUUUUAGCCCAUGUUUUCCUUGUCACCGUUUGCAAGAUAAAGAUACUUUGAUUAUUUUCUUAAGUAUCUCCUCAAUUUUAUCUCGUUAUGCGAGUAUUAAAAAAAAUAUAAUGUUAGAUUGAAAAUUCAAUGCUUUUAAGACUAGAUGGAAACCAGAAAUAUAAUAAUAAAUAUAUAAUUAAUUGAAAUAUAAUUAAUUAUAUAAUACAAUGCUCAACUAUAUAUUUUUUUCUAUACAUGUUAUAUUGUUAGGGUACGGUAAUCAAAGGCUGUAAUUACACUUUCUUUGAGAGAAAUGUUUUUUUAUGAUCAUGAACUCUCUACAUGAUAUUAUGUUUCAAGUUGUAAUAAGAAGAAUGUGUGAAUUUCCUCUGUUUGAAAUAUGAAUAAAAUUGCUUUGUAAGAACAUAAUGGUUGCAUUGGAUCAGAGAAUUUGCUUGUGUAAAGUCCUGAACAUUCACUAUAAAGAUCCUCGUUACUUUUGCAUGUAAAAUUCCGCAAAACCUAAUGAAUUGCUCGAGUAAGAAGUGGAAAAACAUCCUCAUAUUGUAACAGCUUCUACAAUGUGAAACUGCAUUCCAGUGUUUCUUGUUAAUAUUCUGUAUACGGUAUUAAGUGAUUAUUUCAGAGUGGUGUUUAUAUUUUUGUUUACUUAAGCCAGCCAGUCUUCAUAGGGCAUCAAGCCAUCAACAUAGCAGUAUGUUUAUUUAUGGUAGUGAAAGCAACUAAGAUAUUAUGCCUAUCAAAAAUGCAGAGUGAAAACAAAAAUGGUAAAAAAAGACAAUUUUAUUAUUAACACGUUGAAGGUAUUCAACUUUAUAUCCAAAGUUUUGAAUACCAAUAGCUCUGUAAUUGACUUUCAGGCUGAGGAUGACGUUAGCUUACCUUCAAACGUGUUCUCUUUAUGAAAAUGUUAGUAUUUCUUCUUUAUUUUUUACAUCGGGUUAUUCUUAUGUCAUCCUUGUGGUAAUAUCAAAAUCACAGAAAAAAGUUUAAUAACCAGCAUGUGUAUUGUCGUCCCUAUACAAUUUUGAACCUCUUCUACGAAUGUGUUGUAUGUGAGGGUCCCCUCUUUAUUUUCUCUUUCAGUUAUUAUGUUUGUUUCUAACAAAUGGUUGGUAAUCGAAAAUGUUAUGAAUCCAAGGUACUUUAAGGUGACAAUUUUACCAUGUAUUUGCUAUUUCUAAACAUGUGAAAAAAAAUCACAUUUUCAGUUUAAAUUCAACAAGUCUUACAAUUUUUUGUCGAAGAAAGUGCCUUUAAGGUAACCUGAAAUUAAUUGUAUAUAUGUAUAACAAUUUUUUUUUUUGAAAAGAAAAUAUAGAAAAAGCUCAUCUGUAAUAUAAAUUUGUUUGUACAUACUGUAUGUAUUAACGAGAUGUCAUUGUACUAUCUAGCCCCACCCCGGUUUCAUGGAAGAUAACAGAGACAAAAUAUCUUUGUCCCAUUUGCUAUCAGCCAAUCAAAUGCUAGGAUUUUCAUUAUUUCAUGAAACCGGACCCUGAUUGUAGGUAGAUCAGCAAACGUGUAUAUGAGCCUCACCAUUUGGGCUUUGAUCGAAUUAUCAGUCAAUUUGUAUAGAUUGGAAAUACUUCAUUCGUGCUGUGACAUCAUGUGAACAUUUCACUCAAUAAAAUGGUAUAUAAACACUGA
This is a messenger RNA of Lytechinus pictus (painted urchin), 5124 nucleotides long. RefSeq names its product DNA replication licensing factor mcm4-A-like. Gene Ontology annotation, biological process: DNA strand elongation involved in DNA replication; DNA replication; double-strand break repair via break-induced replication. The record is from RefSeq and is a predicted model, not a curated record. Bases 130 to 2847 code for a protein of 905 amino acids. The transcript is spliced from 18 exons. Gene Ontology annotation, molecular function: ATP binding; single-stranded DNA binding; single-stranded DNA helicase activity. NCBI's taxonomy places the organism in Eukaryota, Metazoa, Echinodermata, Echinoidea, Temnopleuroida, Toxopneustidae. Gene Ontology annotation, cellular component: MCM complex; nucleus.